AUGCGUCUUCAAGUGUGCCACAUGCUGCUUGCGGCCUUGCAUCUCACCCAUGCCGCCGUCUUCCCCCGCGUGAACCUGGCCAACCGCCGCGCUCUUCUGCCAAACGACCAUGACGCGCGGGCUGUCGCGGACGGAAGCAACCCAAUGAUCAUCAGGGAGACGGUCACCAUCCGAGAGGGAUGCACAGCGACGGUGGAGAAGCGACAGGAUGACAGCGGCAUUCCCGCCGAUGCUUUUGAGGGGCUUCGCGUGUCAUUCGUCACCGAGACCGUGACCGCGUCCCAGACCCAGGAGCGUGCGACGGAGACUGUGACGGUCAAGGGCGACACCGUCACGGAAACCAAGGAAGCAGUCACUGUGACACACGUAGGGGAGUCGGCUCAGACCGCUGAGCCUGCUGAACCCGCUGCGCCUGCUGAACCCGCUGCGCCUGCGGAGCAGUCACCCGUCGUGAGCAAGGGCGCAACAAUCACCGCGCCAGGGUGCCUCGAGACCCCAGCGGCUGGUGAACCAGCGAGCUCCCAGACACCCGCGAGUCCCGGGGGCGCGUCGGAUGCUGUUGAAGGAGGGGAUAAGGGCAUUGUGAUUGUGCCGCUUGACGAGUCAAACGUGUCGAGGACGACGUUGACGUUUGAUCCUCUCGCCACGUCCGAACCUGGUGCGAGUCUCGAGGCUAGCACGGGUCUCGAAGCUGGUGAACCUCCCGCUUCCGAGUUGCCUCUAUCAACGUCAGUGUCUGAAGAAGGGGGAGGGGCACCUCCUGUCACAGUGGUCCCGGCGCCGGCGGCCCCUGAGUCCACCCCCGAAUCAACAACCCUUGCUUCCACCACUGAGCCAACAACCAUUGCGUCCACCACUGAGCCAACAACACUUGCGUCCACCACUGAGCCAACAACACUUGCGUCCACCACUGAGCCAACAACACUUGCGUCCACCACUGAGUCAGAGACUAUCGUGGAGACGGAGGCGCCCGUCGCAAGUGAACCCCCCACGGCUGAGAAGCCUGCAGAGAGCGGAUCGUCGGGUGGCAUGUCGGGUGGAGGGAAUGAACAGGAGCAGGACCAAAGUGACGGCGGCAGCAACAACCUGCCUGACCCGUCGGCCCCGGCUGACGAGGCAAACCAGGGAGAAGAAGUCCAGCUGCCCCCCAUCGACCUCUCGACAUUCAGUCUGGAGAGUCAGCUCGACCUGGGUGGGUUGGUUCGGCGGACGGCGGCUCCAGAACCAAGUCAGACGUAG
Molecule: messenger RNA, 1239 nt
Organism: Emericellopsis atlantica
Lineage: Eukaryota; Fungi; Ascomycota; Sordariomycetes; Hypocreales; Bionectriaceae
Exons: 4
Coding region: 1-1239 (412 amino acids)
Source: RefSeq, a predicted model, not a curated record